CAAGUCGGAGUCACUCUCGCUCUGUCCCAGUCCCCACAAACUCGAGGUGUUUUGCCGUGUUGCACCUGCACCUUGCAGGUGGGGAGACCAGCGGAUGCUCGCAAAAAUGGACGCCGAUGUCGAGCGGCAAGGUCGGAGGAGCCCGCUUUCAGCGGACGACGAGGCAUCUGGUUCCGAUCAUAGCUCAGUGCCUCUGCUGGGAGCUCGGGAAUUGGAAGUGAGCAAGGACAGUCACUGCUCCAAGGCGUCCAAGAUCAUCCUGAGCCUGGUAUUCUUGGAAGUCGCUGCUUUCUACGGGGUCUACCUGAACCUAAUCGUGUAUCUCCAGGAUGUUCUUCAUGGAGAUAGUGCUUCCAAUGCGGCCACCGUCAGUUUCUGGGCAGGAGGUAGCUACCUGAUGCCGGUAAUCGGCGCCGCCAUCGCCGACAUUUACUGGGGCAAGUACAAGACCGUGCUGGUCGGCCUCUCCAUAUCGUUCGUCGGGAUGGCCGUGAUCACCACAUCGGCUACUCUGUCGUCUCUAAGGCCCCCGCCGUGCGAGCAGAGCGCGCGCUGCGCCCCGGCAACUCCCAGCCAACGACUGGUGUUCUUUACCGGCAUAUACCUGUGCGCCAUCGGGAUCGGCGGGGCUAAGGCGGCCAUAGUCUCGUUCGGCGCGGAGCAGUUCGACGACGACAACGGCGAGAACGCGGCGGAGCGGGAGAGGAAGGCGUCCUACUUCAGCUGGUACUACGCGGUGAGCAACCUAGGCAUGCUCACCGCAGGGAGCCUGCUGGUUUGGGUCGAGGACAGGGUGAGCUGGGGGCUCGGGUACGGCGUUUGCGCGUCCUUCGUCGCGGUCGCCGUCGUCGGCCUCGCCGUGACAGCGCCCGUGUACCGCAUCGUGCCUCCGGUGGGCAGCCCGUUGAAGGGCAUGUGCCAAGUGCUUGUCGCGUUCACUCACAAGGUGAAACUGAGAGUACCUGAGGAUGCGGCGGAAUUGUACGAUGAGGAGCAUGUCAAGACCCCAUUGCUUGAACCAGUGCGCGAACGAUUGGAACACACAGAUCAGUUCAGGUGCUUGGACAAGGCUGCGGUUGUUACAGCCGGGGACUUGGAAGACGGCAACCAGUGGAGGCUGUGCACGGUGACGCAAGUGGAGGAGCUCAAGACCCUGCUGCGGCUGAUCCCUAUCUGGCUCACCUCGGCCGUGUACUUCAUCGCCAACUCGCAGGCGCAGACCACCUUCGUGCAGCAGGGCACCAAAACGGAUUCCAGGAUCGCGCGCGGCGCGUUCUCCGUCCCGGCUGCGUCACUGACGUGCAUCGAGACAGUGUUCGUGGCCGCCUACAUCGCACUCUACAACAAGUCCAUCGCGCCCGCGGCGCGGCGCUGCCUUGGCCGCGCGGAUGCGUUCACGCCGCUUCAGCUCAUGGGGCUCGGGCACGCGGCGGUAACCGCCGCGGUUGUCGUCGCCGCGUGCACCGAGGCGCGCAGGCUGGAGGCAGCCAGGGCCAGGUCCACGCCCAUGAGCAUCGCGUGGCUGCUGCCGCAAUACGUCGUGAUGGCCGUCUCGGACGCGUCGCUCAGCGUCGGGCAGCUGGAGUUCUUCUACGACCAGGCGCCGGAGACUAUACGGGGCGCGUCGACGGCGUUCUACUUCCUGUCCUGCUCGCUCGGGAACUUCCUCAGCUCGCAGCUGGUGACGCUGGUGGCGUCGGUGACCGCGGCAGGCGGGAGGACGGGGUGGUUCCCGCCGGACAUGGACGAUGGGCACCUCGACUACUACUUCCUGCUCGUCGUGGCCAUCACCGCGGCGAACUUUGCUGCUUUUGUUUACCUCGCCAAGAACUACACACCCAAGAGGGUUAGAUAGGAAAAUGUUCUUCUCUCUCGUAUCAGUUCUACUUGUUAGUUGUCAGCUGCAGAUAUAGUUCAAGAAAAUGAAUAUAUAGACAGGAAUUGGGGAA
Molecule: messenger RNA, 1949 nt
Organism: Phragmites australis (common reed)
Lineage: Eukaryota; Viridiplantae; Streptophyta; Magnoliopsida; Poales; Poaceae
Product: protein NRT1/ PTR FAMILY 8.5-like
Exons: 5
Coding region: 95-1855 (586 amino acids)
Biological process (GO): transmembrane transport
Cellular component (GO): membrane
Molecular function (GO): transmembrane transporter activity
Source: RefSeq, a predicted model, not a curated record